Molecule: messenger RNA, 430 nt
Organism: Symbiodinium sp. CCMP2592
Lineage: Eukaryota; Dinophyceae; Suessiales; Symbiodiniaceae
Source: the annotation of a GenBank genome assembly
GUCCACUGGAAACCUCUCCCCCAAGAGGAGGGGCCAAAGUAGACCUGGCUGGGACGACAGGCAUCACCUGCUCUACUCGGCUGUCAACGACAAGAUGCAGAAAAACAUUCGGUCUUAUUUUGACCGACCGCGCGACAUUGAUGCCAACGGUCAGCGCUAUGAUCACCCGCUCAGGACCAUCUGGCAGCUCAACACGCCGGUUCAGGCGCCGCCCCCCGGAUCAGCGAUGGAGCUUUCGCCGAUGUCUACCGCGAACUUCGAUAAGCUGCUGAAGCUCUCAAGGAGUUACUCAGCUCCGAAGUUGACACCCGCGGAGCUGCGAGAGACAAGGUGGAACGGGCGGCACCAUGUUCUUUUUGCAAAGGACAACCACCACUUCCAAGCCAAUCUCCGGGAGUAUUUUGAGCGGCCCAGAUACUUGCACGUGUAG